Molecule: messenger RNA, 6205 nt
Organism: Homarus americanus (American lobster)
Lineage: Eukaryota; Metazoa; Arthropoda; Malacostraca; Decapoda; Nephropidae
Product: rho GTPase-activating protein 21-B-like
Exons: 13
Coding region: 763-4989 (1408 amino acids)
Biological process (GO): signal transduction
Source: RefSeq, a predicted model, not a curated record
AGUUAUUGAGAAUGUUAUCUGUAAUAUGAAAAACAUUACCAAGUGAAACAGCCUAGCCCAAUAAGAGGAUAUUUUUAUUAUUAAGAACAUGUUAUUGAAACAUAUAAAGAUUUCAUGUAAAUGCCCGCGGAAAAUGAAAAAUACUUUGAUUCUUCUUUGAACAACCUCAAGAUUGUGAGAAAGGAAAAUGACUGCAAGAAGGAAAUGUACAGCACUUAAAUAAUAGGAAUGGCAACGACAGUUCCUCCAAGAACGUGAAUUAGUAAAUUAAAAAUAGUAUUUAGAUAAACAAAGUGAUCAGAAUUAAAGCAAAUGAUAUGGAAAUAAUGAAGAGAAUGAAUCUAGUGGAUGGUGAUCAUACCAGACGAUGUGGUAAGAUAGAACACGGUCAACAAGGCGUGUGUGUUUGGUAGCGUGGAGGAAGGGAGGGGUGGCUUCCGCUUCGCAAGAUAAGAUGCUGCAGUGUUCAGCGACCACCUCAUACCUAAGCACGAGUACCUGUCGCACACACCACUCACCUGGUCAACAUGUGUACAACACCCUUUUAAUUUCUCAACCUGUCUUGGAAGUUGAUUACAAUACUAUGUGCACCAACUCAGAUUAUCAGCCUACGCUUCAACUCCUCCGUUAGUCCUCCCACUGUCUGUCCACACCAAGUUAACGUUAGUGGACAUUGUGUAAAGCCGCCUGAACUACCCCCACACUAUGACCACUUUACCACUUGAACAACUUAAUGCUAUGUGCACCUCCUAAAAAGCCAACAUGAAGAUAGCGUGUGUACCAAUAGCAGCUGUUGCUGCCAAUGGUCGCAUCCCGCGUUUCUGGAGCGCCUCUUCAUAUGGGUCUUGGACACCCUUGGGAGUAGAGGAACAGAUAUCUCUUCGAGGUGCUGAAGUUGAGGUUGCAAGUGACUACACCAAGCGGCGGAAUGUGUUGCGUCUUGCCACACCAGGCGGCUCACAGUUGCUGCUUCAAGCUGACACCCCACCAGAGAUGUUGGCUUGGCUUUCCACCCUUCAGAACAAUUGUGUCAUACAAGAAGGUGAAACAGGCAGCAAAACCCCCAUAAACAACAACAAUGUAUCACCACAGCCCAGCAAUAAAGCGAUGCGCAAGCUGACAUCAUCGCUGAGGACACGCUCACCCACUGGUCAGUCCCCUUCGACCAAGACACGCAAACCCAGCAGUGUUGAGAGUAAUUCUUCGCCAAAAUCAAAAACUUGGAGAGGUCACUUAAAGAGACCUUUUAUGAAGAAAAUACCAAGUGGGUCACCGGCCGUCACUCCCACAAUGCCACUGCCAGAGGGAGCGACCAUCGGGGUGUGUCUGGAGGACUGCCCACAGUCACUUGAGAAUGAAUUCGUCCCACUGCUUGUUGCACUGUGUGUAGGCGUAGUAGAGAGCCGAGGUUUACAGACACAAGGCAUUUAUCGCAUUCCUGGCAACAAAGCAGCUGUCACCCACUUGACUGAGAUGAUUAAUAAGGACCCAAAAUCUAUUGAAUAUGAUGACCCAAGAUGGUGUGACGUUAAUGUUAUAUCCAGUAUGCUGAAACAGUUCUUUCAAAAAUUGCCUGAUCCACUGUUCACUUGUGAGCUUUAUCCACUGUUUAUUGAGGCGAGCAAGAUUGAAGAUCCUUGCCAAAGGAUGGUGGAGCUCAGGAAGAUGGUCCGGGACUUGCCAGAUCACCACUAUGAGACUCUUCGGUUCCUAAUACUGCACUUACACAAUAUUGUCUGUCACUGUGACAUGAAUAAGAUGGACGUGCGUAAUCUGGCCAUCGUCUUCGGACCAACGCUUGUUCGCUCGGGAGAUGACAACAUGGUCACCAUGGUCACCGACAUGUCGCAUCAAUGUCGCAUUGUUGAGACUCUCAUAAGUCAAGCUUUAUGGUUCUUUAAUGAAGAUGAUGGAGAAGAAUCGAUUCCACCUGUUAUUAGUCAGAGUGUUAUCCAGAGCCCAGCAGGUGACUGUCUGCCCCUCACCUCAGAGUGUGACACUCCCUCCAGCCAGGCUCUUCUUCUUCAUAACAUCCAGAAAGUUGAAGGUAACAUUAGAGGGGACAUGAAGAAGGACAUCGUCUCAUCCAUCAUAUCUGCUGCUAAUAGGAAAGUUCAGAAAGUAAAGUACAAAAAACCCGUAGAGGAUAAGCCAGUCGAUGACUCCAAGUACAGUGAUAAAGAUGGGGGGUUUGAGGAACGUGAUAUUGAUAAGGAAGCCGAGUUGAGAAAGCAGCGGUUACUGGCGAAGCAAAUUGAAAGCAUGGUGGAACUACCCGACCCUAAGCCUAUGAGUGAGCGUAAAAUAUCGAACAUGAGUCUCAUGAGUGUUCAAAGUCAUCCCUCUGGUGUAUCUAGUUUAUCACAAAGCCUUAAUAGUGAAAGGACUAGUGGUAGUGAACAAACAAAACUGGGCAUAUCUGGAGAUAAUAGUCACCCAUUUUGUGUGGUAAAAAAGGACGGAGUCGGCACUAAUACAGGCACAGCAUCAUUAGCACUAACCGCCAGUACACCCACCAUCUCCACCCCUGCCACCAGCCAACAGUCUAGUCACUUAACCCCAGAAAUGGCCGCGCUAGUUGGAGAUGAGGUAGCUAUUCGUUCAUAUGCUGGCCUCACUGCUAGCACCCAAGAACGAAUUCGACGGUUUGAAAUGGAGACGCGCGCCAUGCUCCACCGGGAUGUUACCAGACACCGCAGAGAGACAGAAAGACGAGACAUUGAGAGGCAGAGACUAGACGAACUGUGGCAACGAGCCAAACAAGACAUGGAAUCUGAGGAUAUUUUGGACCAGAUGGCAGACAAUCCUACAGAGGUUGUUCGCAAGAUUUCAGACUAUUCAUGGCGUCUUCAAGGCUUGAGUGAGAGUGUGGGUGGGGAGCGAGGAUCUUUAGCCUCCCAGGGGUCAACCACUAGCUCCCAGGCUGCUCUCAUCUCUGCAGCCCUCUCUCACCAUCCUCUCUCUAACACCUCACUUACACCAACCACUAAUGCCACUGCCCAGGUACCUAACAACCACUCACAGCUUCCAGUUAUUAAGAUAGUCAGUGAACCUUCAGUAGGAAUGGCAUGUGAUGCUACUAAUGAUUCUAAGCAUGGCAUGAUUCAGCAGAGCUCACUUCCUUGGCUUGAAUAUAAUGCAGCUUCGCCUCACAGCACUUUAGGCUCAACUUCAUCCUCUGGUAGCUCAGGUUAUGGCAGUCUGACACGGUCAUCUCAUGCAAGUAAUCCAGGUGAUACUGAAGAUACAGGUGGGAAGGCUGUAGAAGAAAGUUGUCAGAUUGAGUGUAGUAAAGACGUGACAAAGUCGUGCACAGGGUCUCGGCAGUCAUCACCUUCAAAUCCAAAAAAGAAGAAGUCGAGUAAAGCAUCUGGCUUUCUAUUCGGUUUGACCUCUUCUUCCUCCUCUCCCUCCCUCUUCCCCUCUAUGACUGAGGCUGCCGCUGAACUAACCCCAACACGUAAAAUUGGCCAAACAACUAUUUAUCCAGAGAGCCCCCGACCCCCGCCUCACAAUGUUCAUUCUUCUUCUCAGUCUCAUUUAACUGCUCCAAGUACCACACUAACUCCCAACCCUAAUACACCUCUCCAGGGCCGCCACAAAGAUUCCAUUCUGCACCAUAUCCUACCUAGUCGUCUCUACCACUCUCCUCGUCCCCUUCGCCGAGGAUCCUCUGCCGAGAACGUGACUCAACCGCUCGUCACCCCUAUCUCCCCUUCCACAUUUGACACCCAGAAGGUUGUGAAUAAUGGCACUUUGAAGAGAGCCAGAACCAGCAGGGACCAGAUUUUAAAUGGUCCAGAAACUGGAAUGCCGCGAUGUGGUUCCUUAGACUCUCUUCGAGACGGCCCACACGUAUCACACGAUGAUGGUAGUGAUCUUCUAAGUGCCAUCACUGCCACGUUUGAGGAGAAGAUGCGGAGCCUCCAGGAGUCUCCUCUGGGUCUGGUGACGGCAGUGAGUGACGACCCCAUCACCAGCCCUGAUCCAUCCCCUGAGGCAGGUCAAACACAUGACCGUACCACAAGAGGGAAUUCAGAGUGCCGUCUCUACCGUGACCCUUCCCUUCAUCGCCGCCGCACUAAUCCCCGCAGUCCUUCUGCCAACUCUAGCUCAACCUCCACUGCUGCCAACACUACUCUCCCCCCAGCCAUCGCCCAGGUAGAGGCUGCCAGUCAGGCUGUUAACUAUGUAGAGAAUGACAACAAAUUAUUGAAUGAAGAAGUGACACGAGAAGUAAAGGUGAAGAGGUCAGACUCCCUCACAAAAUCAGAGAAAACUGAAAACAACCUCAAAGAAAAAACUGAGAAAAGGGCUCGUGAACUAAAGCGAACUGAUACACAAGAAAGUCUCAGUGAGAAAAAGCCAAAGGAAAUGAAAAGAUCAGAUAUUCAAGAUGGAACAGAAAGGUCCCGAGAUCUACCCAGAAAAUCAGAAGUAAAGGAUAAUUCGGUAGGCUCUACCAGACGCACUUCUGAGGUUAGAAGUAGAAGGCAUAAUGUCAAAGAAUUGAAGGAGAAAUUUGAACAAAAUACAAGCAGUCAGUCCAGUACUAGUCCCAUGAAACCAUCCAAUAACCAUUAUAGUAAUGUAAAUAAUAAUAGUAACAAAGCGAACAAAUCAAGCAUGCGGCGAACAGGGUAUCGUGGACCAAUUAAGAGACGGCACACUGUGGGUGGCACCAAGGACCUUGCCAAGUGGGCAUGGUUGCACAGUGGCGAGGUGUCCAGGAACACUCCUCGUUCCACACGUCUCUCUGCGUGGGAACGCCUCCAACCCUUAGUGGCAGAUGAACGAUUAAACACUGACAGGUCAUUAGAAGCAUGGCUAGCCCAUGAACGCAUAAGGACAUCUUCACCAGACCUGUCUAGACCCCAGCAGUUGGUACGUCCUCGUGACAUAGAUGAUAAAGAAAAUAUUCACCGUCGUCUCAGUGUACAGGAAGCAACAUUGAACCCUCUAUAUCCUGUACUAGAGAGUCACGUGUAAUAGUUUGAAUUAAGUUGUCAUCAGUGUCUAUGUUACUCUCUCAUUGCCUCCAGUGCUUACAACUUGUGUUUCUAAAGGCACAAUCUCUGUAUAGACAACAUUAACAAUUUUGUUUACAUGGAAAGUGUUGGGAUUAUGAGAAGGGUAAUGAACAGUGCUGUGAUUUUUAUUUUUUUAUUUUUUAAGUGUUUCAGAAGCAUAUCAUAGUGUGAAUGUGUAUGAGAGUGUACAAUAUAUAUAUAUAAUAUAUAUAUAUAUAUAUAUAUAUAUAUAUAUAUAUAUAUAUAUAUAUAUAUAUAUAUAUAUAUAUAUAUAUAUAUAUAUAUAUAUAUAUAUAUAUAUAUAUAUAUAUAAUUUUUUGUGUGUGUGUGAGGCUCUCCCAUUGAUAGUGAUGAAUCAACUAAUGGCGCUCAAAUCAGAUUCUUGUUUCAACAGGAAGCCUGAUGCUUUCUCUACCCAAUACAUGGUUUAUUCGUGAACCUUCUGUUGAAGGAUGACGAAUAAACAAGAAUCUAAUUUGGGCUCCAUUGAUUGAUUCAUCACUAUGAAUGGGAGUGCCUCAUAAUAUAUACUGUAUAAUAUAAUAUAUAUAAUAUAAUAUAUGGUUUAAUAUAAUAUAUUAUAUUAGUAUAUAUAUUAUAUUUUCCUCGUAAGUUUGUCAUGUACAGGUCCGACAUUGUCUCAACUCAUCAUGUAUAUAGAAGUUUUUAUAGGUUACAAUUAUUUCAUUGCAUUUCACAUGUAUAAUAUUCAAAUAUGAAUAUAUGGGAUAAAUAUAGUCAAGUUUAUCAGCUUUGUAAAUAUCAUGCCAGUCUUGCAAAGCAAGAAUUAUAUGUUGCAUGGAUAUAAAAGCAAAUUUUUAUAAGAAGCGGUUCAAGGAUGCUUGUGGCACACUACCAAAAUGUGGUAUAUAUAAUAUGAAGUAAGGUAUUUCAUAAGUAGUAAAAAUAAUGUUGAAAUUAUUGCAUGUUUACCAUGAAAUAAUGAUUGGUAUUUAAAAAAACCUUUGUCCAAUAAUCUGUAGAAUAAUUGGUAUGAAUUGAAUGCUCUCAUAAGGAGCCAAAUAAUUCAUUUCAUAUUCUUUAUUAAUUCUACAGGUAAUAUGCCAGUGGAAAAUGCAUUAAUCAUAAGAAACUAUUGUAACAAAUUAGGUUAUAAUGGUUCACCAUUGAAGCCUUUAUAACCAAUUUCUGCUGAAUAAAUAAUGUUCUUGUUC